This is a messenger RNA of Bradysia coprophila, 732 nucleotides long. RefSeq names its product mpv17-like protein 2. Gene Ontology annotation, biological process: mitochondrial ribosome assembly. The record is from RefSeq and is a predicted model, not a curated record. Lineage: Eukaryota; Metazoa; Arthropoda; Insecta; Diptera; Sciaridae. Gene Ontology annotation, cellular component: cytoplasm; mitochondrion; membrane.
ACUCGUCACACUGGAGGUUGUGUUAGUCAGUCAGUUUUUGUACUUAAAAUGAACUUCUUGCAAAAAACGAUUACCAAAUGCUAUUCGAGCCGAUCCUUUUCGUUGAAACAACGAAACAAUGUCGAUAAAAUGACAAAUUUAUUGUUUGGCAAAUAUCUGUUAGCUACCAAUACAUUGAGUUCGGGUUUGCUUAUGGUUGUUGGCGAUUUAAUUUCGCAGGAAAUUGAAUUUCGAACAGGUACCUUAACCGAGCGAUACAACUGGAAACGAUCAGGGAACAUGUUUAUUGUUGGAGCAGUAAGAGGACCGUUGCUCCAUUACUUCUAUGGUUGGUUGGACAAAACGAUAAAAGUGGUUACUUUACCGAAUGUAACAAAGAAAAUUAUUCUCGAUCAAACCAUUAUGUCACCAAUCACCAUACUAGCGUUUUUCUAUCCCGCCGGAUGGCUUGAAGGACAGAGUACGGGGACGAUUAACAGUGAAUUAAAGGAUAAAAUUACAAAGACUUAUGCGAUGGACUGGUGCGUUUGGCCUCCAGCACAAUUUUUAAAUUUUUACUAUAUUGAUCCGAAAUUUCGUGUGAUUUAUGUGAAUUUCGUGACCAUAGUGUAUAACAUUUGUCUGUCUUAUAUAAAGUAUGAGACCUAAUAGAAGUUAAGCGAGAAUGUGGUUUCAUUGCUAUUGAGUUAUUACGAUUAACGAAUUACAACUGAUGGAUUGGUCAAUACCUUU